Leptinotarsa decemlineata (Colorado potato beetle) is the source of this 1237-nucleotide messenger RNA. RefSeq lists its product as uncharacterized. Lineage: Eukaryota; Metazoa; Arthropoda; Insecta; Coleoptera; Chrysomelidae. The record is from RefSeq and is a predicted model, not a curated record. Gene Ontology annotation, biological process: regulation of DNA-templated transcription. Gene Ontology annotation, molecular function: DNA-binding transcription factor activity, RNA polymerase II-specific; RNA polymerase II cis-regulatory region sequence-specific DNA binding.
GUACCAAAGUUGCGUAUCAUCUAUUUCUAUUAUUUGAAAAUAUGAAACUUCACUGCAAAGAGUACUUUACUCUUGAGUUAGUAAUUGAAUUCUCAUAGUGAGAAAAGUGACCCAAUAACUGAUUACUGACAAAAAUUCAAAUGUUUGUACAAUCUUUGAAAACAAAUCUACCUUGUCCACAUUCCACUUGAAAAUGGCUACUGAUGAAUAUGAAUAUGGAAGUCUAAUUAAAGAGGAGGUGGUAUCUGCUGGCGAUGAAAACGAUACCAACUCUGAAGAAAAAUGUGAUGCAAUUGAAAUUGGUAUCUUGAAGGGAGAUGAGCCAGAAUAUAUCAAACAUGAAGAGUGUUUGGAAGAAGUAAAGGAAGAAUUACUUUGUGAAGUGUGUGGAGAUGCAACUGAUGUCUUCGGUCCUGAUAGUGUGGAAUCCUCCUGUAAAUGUCGAUGCCAGAAUGAGUCUAAUGCUAUGCAAGAUGAAGAUAUGUCUUUGGAUUUUAAACCGCUUAGCCUUGGUCCAGAUUCUGGAAACUCUCAUUUCAAAAUUCCUGAAGAAAAAUUAGUUGUGAAAGAAGAGGUUCUAUACAAUGAAAAUGUCCCAUCAAUGUCAUGUGAAAACAAAAUUUCUAUUGAUGGUUUUCAUGUUGUUGAACACGAAACGCUGCAAAAAACUGAGGAGAUCAAUGAAACAUUUAGAUCUGGGUACUAUUUGAAUUCAUUCGGGCAGCAGAUUCAAGAAGAAAACAAAAUGUGCUCAAAAAAUGUAAAUGAAAGAACCGAUAGUGAAAAGAGAUCUACAAAGAAGAUCCUCUUUUCUUGUGAAGUGUGCAAAAAAUCAUUCAGUCAAAAAUGUGAUUUGAAAAGACAUUCGAAAAUCCAUACUGGUGAAAAACCAUAUCAAUGUAAAUUCUGCUCUAAAUCAUUCAGUGAUUAUAGUAAUAUGAUGAGACAUGAAAAAACUCAUGCUGGCGAAAAACAAUUUCAGUGUAAAAUCUGCUCCAAAUCUUUCAUCCAUGGCAGUGAUUUCAAAAGACAUGAAAAAACUCAUACCGGUGUAAAACCAUUUCAGUGCAAAAUCUGCCAUAAAUCAUUCAUUCGAAGAAGUGAUUUGAAAAGACAUGAAAAAGUUCAUUCUGCUGAAAAACCAUUCCAGUGUAAAACCUGCUCCAAGUUUUUUACUCGUAGUGGUAGUUUGAAAUUGCAUGAAAAAAUUCAUACUGGCGAAAAACCUUUUCAGUGA